AUGCAUGCCCAGUCUCUCAUCGUGUACAUCUGUGCGCUCUUCGCCUUUGCCAGCGUCUCGGCGGCCGAUAUCCAGAAGCGCUCCUUUAGCGUCAGCAGAGUAGCGAACCCAAACUUCACUGGGCGAAAUGGACCCCGCGCGCUCGCCAAGGUGUACAGGAAGUUCCUUGUGCCGCUGCCCAAAGGUCUUGAGGAGGCCAUGCACGCGCAGGACAAGAGGCAGGUCGCUGCUGCCCAGGCCAGGAAGAGAAGUCCCGAGCCGUUUCGGCCUAUGAGGCUGAGGCAGCCGGGACGAAGAGGACUGCUGGACGACUUGCUGCAGGGUCUGGGCCUCGAGGGCGGGAAGCAGAAUGGCAAUAAAGGUGAACAGAAUGGGAACCAGGGCGAGAAUGGAAAUAAGAACGGCAACAAGAACGGGAACCAGGAAGGGAACCAGAACGGAAACCAGAACGGAAACCAGGAAGGGAACCAGAAUGGGAAUCAGAACGGAAACCAGGAAGGGAACCAGAACGGAAACCAGAACGAGAAUGGAAACAACAACGGCAACAAAAACGGCACAACUGGCGCUCCUCCCCAGGGCACGGCGCCCGGGACAAACCAGACAGGAACGGUAGAGGCAAAGCCAGAGGUCAACGAUGCCGAGUACAUCUCGCCUGUCAAGAUUGGCGGCCAGACGGUCAACCUCGACUUUGACACGGGCUCCUCGGACCUGUGGGUGUUCAACACGCAGCUCGGGACGGGGUCUGGCGCCGGCCACCGCGUCUUCGACCCGCAACGGAGCCAGACGUUCCGGCUCAUGCCGGGAGCGUCCUUCAACAUCUCGUACGGCGACGGCUCCGGGGCCGUGGGCAACGUCGGCACAGACGUGGUCGACGUCGGCGGCGCCUCGUUCCCCAACCAGACGGUCCAGCUGGCCACGGCGGUCUCCAAGUCGUUCGUCGAGGACCAGAACAACGACGGCCUCAUGGGGCUCGCCUUUUCCAAGAUCAACACGGUCAAGCCGGUCAAGCAGGCGACCUUCUUCGACAACGUCAAGGACUCGCUCGCCGCGCCCGUCUUCACGGCGGACCUGCGCAAGGCCGCCAGCGGCUCCUACACGUUUGGCACCAUCGACGAGUCCAAGUUCAAGGGCCCGAUGGCGUGGAUCCCCGUCAACACCACCCAGGGCUUCUGGCAGUUCACCAGCGAGAGGUUCGCCGUCAACGGCGGACAGCCCAAGACCUCGACGCCCGGCGGCCAGGCCAUUGCCGACACGGGCACCUCGCUCAUGAUCGCCGACCCCGUCAUGGUCCAGGCCUACUACGACCAGGUCCAGGGUGCGCGGGUCAAUGCCCAGGAUGGCAGCGUCGUUUUCCCCUGCAACGCAAAGUUGCCUGACCUCGACGUCGACAUUGGCGGCGUGUACAUGGCCAAGGUUGCCGGGUCGGACAUGGUCUUUGCGGACCUUGGCAACGGCGAGUGCUUUGGUGGCUUGCAAGUCAGCCCGAUUCGCAACCUUGCCAUCUAUGGCGACGUCUUUUUCAAGUCGCAGUUUGUCGCGUUCAACGCGGGCAACGCCAGCUUGGGCAUGGCUCCUCACGCGUAG
This is a messenger RNA of Metarhizium robertsii ARSEF 23, 1584 nucleotides long. RefSeq names its product Peptidase aspartic, active site protein. The transcript has 2 exons. The coding region runs from base 1 to 1584 and encodes 527 amino acids. Gene Ontology annotation, biological process: proteolysis. Lineage: Eukaryota; Fungi; Ascomycota; Sordariomycetes; Hypocreales; Clavicipitaceae. The record is from RefSeq and is a predicted model, not a curated record. Gene Ontology annotation, molecular function: aspartic-type endopeptidase activity.